ACUCGAGCCAAUAAAUAAAAGAAAAAUGCGCGGAAUUAUUAAAAAUCAUUUGUUUACAUUUUCCUAUUGAUUUCAGUGUCAGAUAAAUAGAAAACUUUUGGGCGCUCUUUUAUAUCUUUUGCCUGAUAUACAUAUUAUAAAAUAAAAAUGGAAAAUGAAGAGAAUGUUCUUGGAUUCAUGGAACUAACAAAUUUAAACUCUAUUGAGGAAGCACAAAGAUAUCUCACAGCAGCUGGAAAUAACUUGGAAUUGGCUAUACAAAACUACUACGAUGCAAAUCAGAGUUUUUUUCCUCAAGAAUUUCAAGAACCUGAAGUUCCUGUAAAUUUUGCUCAACAAAAUAUUGAACCGGAAGAAGAAGAAGUAAGACCGGCAUUGCCAAGAGAAUACAGUCAGAUAGUUGAAGAGGAAAGUAUCAGACAUGUACAAUUGAAUCGAGUUAAGCGACAAUUUUCAAGUAGUUUUCGUGACUUGAAGAAAGAAACAGAGAUACAGGAAAAUCUUGCAAGCGGAAUUGCGUCUAAGAAGAAAUGCAUUGAAGAUCUAUAUCGUAAUCCAAUUGAUAUAACUUUCAAUUUAGAUCUUCCAACUGCAAAGCUUGUAGGACAAAAGCAAGGAAAAUGGAUAAUUCUCUUAAUAAAUGAUGAAAGCUUUCAGAGUUUCUGCUUCAAUCGAGAUAUUUUCAAUACGGACGACAGAAUUAAGUCAAUCAUUAAAAAAAAUUUCAUUCUACUUCGAAAAAAUUCUGGUUGUGAUGAAAGCUUAAGAAUUAUGCGCAAUUAUAAUUUGAUUGAUCACACCAUUCCCAUUUUUUUGGUCAUUGAUAGUCUCACUGGUGAAUUAAAAAAGAAUUUCGGUGACACGAAAAAUGUGACAUUUAAAGAGAUAAAAAAGGAGCUUAAAAAGUAUUCAACGUCUUCUGAAAAUCAACUUCAAUAUAAUUCUGACGCAGCUGUAGAUUCGGAUGAGGAUGAAAGUUUUCCAAGUUUGCAGUUUCCUUCCUACUCAUCGUCAUCAUCAUCUUCAUCAAAUAAAAAAGUCACUUUUACCUCAACAUCAUCCAGCAAACCUCAGACACAAACGAAGCCUUUAAAAGAAGAUUCCGAUUCAGAAGAGAGUUUUGCGUCGUUGAAUUCAGAUGAUGUCAACAGUGACAACGAGGAAGCUAAAGUUCUUGAUUCUGAUGACAAACUUUUAAACAAUGAAACAGAAACUCAAACGAAUAUUAUGUUAAAACUUCAAGAUAGCAGUCUCAACUUCAAAUAUCCAUCGAAGAGAACUGUUCGACAUCUCAUUAAUUAUAUUUACAGAAACUAUCUGGUUCAGACAGGAAUCUACGACGAUCCAAGAAAACGUUUUGUGUUGUUAUCCAAAGUUCACAACAAAUGCAUAACAUCUCUCGAUCAAUCAUUAAAUUUGGAAGAAUCAAACAUUCAUCCAUCAUGCGUUCUUUUGCACAACACAAUCGGUAAAGAAUAAUUAAAACAUUUAAUCUAACUGAGCUUAAAAGAAGAUUUUUUUAUUCAGAAAUUCUCCAUUUAUCAUGUACAUAAGAUAUUUUUUUAAAUGUUCAAACAUCAAAGCUCGAUAAAAGAAAUAAAAAUUUGUUUUGAUGCAUCAAUUAAUGAUAAAUCAUGAGAAGAAAAGUUAAAUGUUAAUUGAUG
Molecule: messenger RNA, 1664 nt
Organism: Clunio marinus
Lineage: Eukaryota; Metazoa; Arthropoda; Insecta; Diptera; Chironomidae
Source: the annotation of a GenBank genome assembly